Messenger RNA from Cynara cardunculus var. scolymus (artichoke), 2382 nucleotides. RefSeq names its product receptor-like protein 7. Gene Ontology annotation, molecular function: protein binding. Bases 1 to 2382 code for a protein of 793 amino acids. The record is from RefSeq and is a predicted model, not a curated record. Lineage: Eukaryota; Viridiplantae; Streptophyta; Magnoliopsida; Asterales; Asteraceae. The transcript has a single exon.
AUGGGUAUUGACUGUUGUAAUUGGGAUGGUGUCACUUGUGACCACUUCACUGGUGAUGUCAUUGCUCUCAACCUUAGUUGUGGCAUGCUACAAGGUACCAUCUACCCUAACUCCACCCUUUUCAACCUUCCUCACCUCCAAAGACUCAACCUUGCUUUCAAUAAUCUUAAUGGUUCCCAACUUCCACGUGAGAUUGGAAGGUUUUCUAAUAGUAUCACACAUUUCAACGUAUGUUAUUGUGGGUUUAUAGGCCAAGUUCCUGCAGAUGUCAUACUUCUUGGUAAAUUGAUGUCUCUUGAUCUCUCUUGGAAUGAUUUGAAGCUUCAACCUCAGGUUUUCUAUAAUCUCCUCCACAAUUUUACUAGUUUGGAAAAGCUUUCACUUAGAGGUGUCAAUAUCUCGUCAACUUUACCUACUUAUAUUAAUACCUCUUUUCUGAAAUCUCUCAAGCUUAAGUACACCAAUUUGCGAGGGAAACUACCUGAAAAUAUCUUCAAUCUUCCCUAUUUGGAAGAACUAGAUAUGUCCUUCAAUGACCUCGUUGAUCGGUUUCCUAAAGUUAACACGAGUAUUAGCAUCCCCCUCAAGUGGUUAGAUCUCUCAUACACCAACUUAUCCGGUGAAAUACCCAAAUCAAUUAGCCAUCUCAAGUCUUUAAAUCACUUGGUUCUCUCUCACACCAACUUAUCAGGAGAAAUCCUCGACUCAAUCAGCCAUCUCAAGUCUUUGAAUUACUUGGAUCUCUCGUACAUCAAGUUAUCAAGAGAAUUACCCAAAUCAUUUUGCCAUCUCAAGUCUUUGAACACCUUGCUACUCAAUUCUUGUGGUUUGAUGGGUCCCUUUCCCAAAUCCCUCUUUAACCUUAGGAACCUUACUAGGCUAGAUUUAUCAUCUAACAAGCUUAAUGGAACAUUGCCUUCUUCGUUAUCCACCCUUCCUUUCCUAGAAGCUCUUUAUCUCCAACGCAACAUAUUCAGUGGGAGCUUACCAUCAGAAUUAUUUGCCAUACGAUCAUUGAAGAGAUUAGCCCUUGAGCAUAAUCAAUUUGUUGGGGAUAUUAAUGUGCUUGAUCAAGGCUCCUUUAUGCAAAUACUUCGACAACUCGUCAACCUCACUCGCAUUAACCUCUCAUAUAACAAUUUUACCGGUGUAUGGGAUUUGGAUACAUUGUUAUCAAGCCUCACAAACCUUGAAAAACUUGGUCUUUCUUACAGUGGCUUAUCUGUUGUGACCAACAAUGAUACUCAUUUCAUUAACCCUAAUUUCUCCGUCUUAUCUUUGGCAUCUUGCAAGCUAAAGGUGUUCCCAAAGUUCUUAGGAGCCAUGAAAUAUCUUGAACAUUUAGAUCUAUCUAACAAUGAAAUCAGUGGCCACAUUCCUGAAUGGGCAGGGGUGAUGGGAGGAAAUGAGUUGGUGUAUUUGGAUCUUUCACAUAACUUGAUAACAGGUUUGCCACAAUUUCAGUGGAAUGGAUUAGAAUAUUUCUCUGUGCAGUCCAACUUGAUUCAGGAGACAUUCCCUCGAUCGAUUUGCAAUAUGAGCAAGCUAAAGUAUUUAGAUAUGUCAAAUAAUAGCUUUAGUGGAGUGAUUCCACAAUGCUUGGGUAAAAUCAUCACAACUCUUAAGAUGAUACAUAUGGGGAACAAUCAUUUUCAUGGUACCAUUCCAUACGCAUACAAGGAUUGUGGACAAUUAGAAGGGCUUAUUUUGAAUGGAAAUCAGUUAGAAGGAGAGGUUCCGAGUUGGUUGUCGAAAUGUCAAUCCUUAAAGGUGCUUGAUUUGGGAAACAACCACUUAAAUGGUACAUUCCUUCACUGGUCCUCACAUCUUUCACAUUUGCAGGUUCUUGUCCUCAAAUCAAACAAGUUCCAUGGAAGACUUUCUAUGAUUCAACACCCAUUUCCUAGUCUCAAAAUCCUUGAUUUGUCUCAAAAUGAGUUUGUAGGCCAUCUCCCUGGAUUUUUUUUUCAAAAUUUUGAUGCCAUGAAGAAUGUGGUAAAGAAAGACUCAAAACCUGAAUAUAUGACCCCUGGUUAUGGCAAGUUUUACUCAAUUGUUGUUGCGGUGAAAGGUGUGCUACUCUCGUUUCCCCAAAUUCUUGUUGACUACACGAUUGUUGAUCUAUCCAAUAACAUAUUUGAAGGGGAGAUUCCAGAUGUCAUUUGUUAUCUUAACUCUUUGAAAGUGCUUAACUUAUCCCACAAUCACCUCCGUGGUCGAAUCCCAUAUGCUCUAGGAAAUCUCUCGGAGAUCGAGUCACUAGACCUGUCUUGGAACUGGCUAACAGGACAUAUCCCUCAAAGUCUUGCAGAUAUCACGGAUCUUGCAGUCUUAAAUCUCUCACAAAACCAUCUCAUGGGUCGUAUUCCAAGCGGAACAUAA